Messenger RNA from Phialemonium atrogriseum, 2692 nucleotides. Its product is annotated as putative bud site selection protein 7 protein. Gene Ontology annotation, biological process: Golgi to plasma membrane transport. NCBI's taxonomy places the organism in Eukaryota, Fungi, Ascomycota, Sordariomycetes, Cephalothecales, Cephalothecaceae. Gene Ontology annotation, molecular function: protein binding. The record is from RefSeq and is a predicted model, not a curated record. The coding region runs from base 198 to 2309 and encodes 703 amino acids. The transcript has 6 exons. Gene Ontology annotation, cellular component: exomer complex.
CAGCAACAUCCAACUUCCAUGGCAAUAACCUACCUAAGUAGCUCACCGUUGCUUGAUUAGGUAUUCGACAGCCAGCCAGCCACCCUUCCUAACCAGGAGACCACGGGCUUUUAUUUGUUGAACCUCGCUAUCGGCCGGAUACCUACCCAUACCCUUCCAUUCAGCUCGAAUCCCACCUCGGUGGUGAUUCCGUCGCAAUGGUUGCGCCAGCUGUUCCCGAAAUCACGGAAGAAAUCCUUCAGGAGUCAAUUGACGCCCGGACAGAGUCUCUUAUUGCGUUGCGAGAGCUCGGUCCCCCAGACCUCGUUCAUCUCCUCAAGCAACCAGUCAGGAACCCAGGCAAACACAUUGGUGUCUACCACCAUGUUACCGGCGUCGAUGCAUCCUCCUCGGCAAGCCUUGCUGCCUACAUAAAUACCCUCACCUACCGCGAAUAUGGACAGACAGCAACUACUAAGAUAGUUGAGGGCGUCUACUGCUGCUACAAUGCCUUCUCGAGGCUCGACAUGCGAGUCCACGUCACUAUCCCGGGAACUGUUGAGAGCUACUGCGUGGAUGAGAGAGGCGAGAAGAGGAAAGCGACAGACGAUUUGUGGCUUGAGACAUAUUUAUGCAGCGUUCUGCGGGCCUAUUCGUAUGCCGACGACGGCAGCGGCGACACCAUUAGAAAGAUCAUGGGAGUCCGCCGGUUCAACCCCGUUACGAACACGGAGACAGAGCAUCGAUUCCUAAGCGCGGCAGAGCAACUGUUCUUCAGAGGCUGGCAACUCGGCUCGGAUUCAGUUGUUCAGGUCCCCAAUAUGGUCUCCAACCAUUUGACCACUGGUCUGUUGAAGUACUUCCAAACCACUGGCCGUUAUGCGUCGGGUGUCAACCUGUUUGAGAAGUUGCGGACACAAAACGUCGAGGUCUCCUCGUUGUUGUCGAAGGUCCUCUUCAUGGGCAACGAAGAGGUGGAAGGGGUGCGAGCCCUACACCAGGCCCUGAAAGAGAUGCCCAUGGACUAUGUGAUGCUUGACACCCAGGCGGAGUUCCUCUUGAGAAAGGCCAAGACUGCUGCGACCCCUGAGCAACGGGAGGAGAGGUUGCGCAUGGCGUUGGGCUGCGCCGACCGAAGUACCAUCGCGGCACCCAGCGAGUUUGGAACCUGGGCCAGAUUGGCACAGGUCUAUGUCACCAUGGAGGACUGGGAGAAUGCCCUCACAAUACUCAACUCUUGCCCCAUGUUUACCUACCAGGACAAGGAUGCGCCAGUCAUGCCGGACCCGAAGGAUGUCCACCUCCCAACCCUUCCCGAGACGAGAUUGGACGAAAUCGACAGUGAACCAGAGUCAAGAUACUCGGAACAGGUGGACCCGAGCUUACUCAACCUCCGUGCAGCCGGCUACCGUGGCACGUUCAAGCAAGCCUAUAGCAUCCUUACAGAGAUGACCGCCAAGAUAGGCUGGGAUCAGUUGCUCAAGAUCAGGAGCAAUGUGUUCGUGAUGGAAGACGAGUACCGAAACGAAAGACUGGAACCGGCUGCAUAUCCUGCGAAGCGUAAUGCUAGCACCGACGCUCUCCGGGGAACGCCGGAUCCCAACCCAACAAACGGCGACGCCACUGACGAUGAGGAUGGGGAAGAAACUGCCGAGAAUGAAUCCAAGGCGGCCGAUGCCGAUUCGUUGGCUCCGACUCUUGUGCCUAAUGGCAAGGCAGAUGACGCUCUUGAGAGGCCGUCCAGCACCGCUGAUCCCGAUGAGAUCAAGAAGUCCGACGGGGAACAGGGGGCGAAUGAUGAAGAUCACCUCUCACGUCUGAACAACAAGCGUCUCUGUGAGCGGUGGCUUGACAGUCUGUUCAUGGUACUGUACGAAGACCUGAGGGUCUACACCAUCUGGCGGACGCAGAUGGCGCAGUAUCGAGCGCAGAGUAUGCAAUACAAAAAGUCUGCCGAGGAGUGGGAGAUCCUAGGGAGCCUCGCCGAGCGGCUGCAGCAUACGGAUGAGGCCGUCGAGGCUUACCGUGCCUGCCUAGCCCAACGUUUCAGCCCCAAGGCGCUCACGGGCAUCUUGAGAGUGUUCGAGAAGAAUAAGAACACCCGAGAGGCGGUUGCUGCCACGAUCAGACUCGUGACGUGGCAGUACAGAUGGUACAGCGAGUUCUCGCCCGAGCUUCUCCACACGGUCCGGACGCUCAUCGAGGACGAGGGUGCGGUCAAGGUCAGGAGCAUCAUCCAGGCUACCAACUUGCCCCAGACGGUCCUGGACCUGACUCACCAUUACGCUGCCCUCUGUGCGACAUUUCGUAGCAGCGGGACGGAUGGCUGAGUUCUGAAUGAGAUACGACAGAGCUAGGUUCCUUUGCUAUACGUGUGUGAUAUGUGGCUUCGGACGAGUGUGUCUACUUGUGGAGAGAAGGGAACACCUGGCAGUUGGGAGGAGAGACGAGGAAUAGGAAAACUUGGAAGCAUGUUAGCUCGUUGAGUACCAGGCUGGGCAUGGCAACACCGAUUCCACAUUAUUCUCCUUCUAUAUGCGCCUUUGUACCCGCCUACUCAUGAAACUGGGGAAUUCUAUUAAUACCAUGCCUGGCUACGCUAUAAAUUUCUGUCAAGGUCUUUACACGCGAUGUUUUCUUCGUUGAACAUAGCUGUCACGGCCUAGGAUUUACCCUUAGCGUACCAAACCCAUAAUCUAGACUAUCCUCUAAA